AGUGACUCAGCCACAACCUCCCACGAUGUAGCAACCAAGCAAAACCACAAAACCACACAAACCUUACUUUUACUUUUGUUGGGGAUCCUAUUACAGACCAUGUUAGAAUCCAUAACCAUCUUCAACAAGGGCGGUCUGAUCUUGUAUCAGUACCGUGCAAGUCCGUCGCUGUUGGGUGCGGGAGAAGGAGCGGCCAAUUCGGCUGCCUUGACGGAAUCGAAAUUGAACGAUUGGCUCCAACAGACCAUGCUGGGUCGCAAACAAGUUACAGCCGUAGAACAACGCCACGAGAGCAUGGCCGCCGUGACUGCAGCGGCGCGGAGUAUUGCUGUCUUGGUGGAGAGUGUUUCCGAAAAAGACAAGUUUGCCGUCGCCUUGUAUCCCGAUAUUCUCUUUGAAGGACCGCGCAGUUACAUGAAGGGAUGGAUUCAAGCGUUGCUACACAAGUGUUUGCAGGAAUAUGCAUUGUAUGAACAGGCCAUGCUGUUGAAUCUACAAGAUCAAGAGGAUCAAGAUCACUUGGCCACGUUAUUGCCCAUGUGUCCCGAUCCCAAAGGAUUCGAUAAAACCUUUCAAGCCUUAUUGGAACAAUCCAAGCAACAAAAAAGCAAUCUUCAGCAACAGCCACCAUCAGCAGACAAUGCUGCAGACAAACCAUCUACCACCACCACCACAACUGCUAGUGCCAAUAAUAAAAAGGGAAAAGAAAAGAGAACGUGGGGAGACGCCAAAGUGACGAAACAAGCCAUGGCCCAAUUGGACUUUUCCAAGCCAGACAGUCACACGGCCAACAACACGAGCAAUGACAAUAACAAUUCCAUUAUGGAUCCCUCCGAACAAGCCAUUGCCGAAGCCAGAGCGGCAUAUUUGCCCAAUUUCACGCAAGACGACGAAGAGGAGGAAGAAGAAACUCCCACUUUGAAGGACGACGACAAUUCCUGGGGAUCCUCGUUGCAAUCCGUUUUUGGGCAAAUGACGGGCAAUAAAAUACUCACAGCACAAGAUUUGAAAGUGCCGUUGGAAGAAAUGCAGAAAUUGCUCACCACCAAAAAUGUGGCCCAAUCCGUUGCCAAGGAAAUUUGCGAUUCCGUACAAACACAACUCGUCGGAAAACGAUUGAAUUCCUUCUUUCGCGUCAAAACGGCCGUUCGACAGGCAUUGGAAGCUGCCAUUACCAAAAUAUUGAAUCGAGGACGCACGUCCAAAGAUGGCAAUCUCGAUAUCAUUCGCGCUGCCAUGACCAAGACCCAAAAAGGCAUGUUUGCUUCUUCCUCUUCUACAAAAACAAAACCCUACGUCGUUGUAAAUGUCGGUAUUAACGGCGUGGGCAAAUCCACAUCACUCGCCAAAUUGGCCUAUUACUUUCAAUCCCAUGGACUCAAACCACUGCUCGUUGCCGGAGAUACCUUUCGAUCGGGAGCCGUCGAACAAUUGAAUGUCCAUGCCAAAUGCCUCCAAGUCCCAAUGUUUCAACAGGGAUAUGCCAAAGAUCCCAGUGCCGUGGCCAAGGCUGCCAUUGCCCAAGUCAUGGCACAAGACGAUGAUAAUGACGACAAUGAUAAACCCAAUGUCGUCUUGAUUGAUACGGCCGGACGCAUGCAAAACAAUGCCCCCCUCAUGGCGGCAUUGGGGAAACUCGUCACGGAAACACAACCCGAUUUGAUCCUACUGGUAGCAGAAGCACUGGUCGGCAAUGACGGUGUCACGCAAUUGCAAAUGUUCAAUCGGGCCAUGCAAUCCGCCCAACGACAAAUUGAUGCCGUCAUUUUAUCGAAAUUCGAUACUGUUUCCGAUAAAGUCGGAGCGGCACUCACACUGACGCAUAUUACCGGAGCGCCCAUUUUGUUUGUCGGAACGGGACAAAAAUAUCAUCAUUUGAAACGAUUGCAAGCGGCGACUGUCAUUCAGAGUUUGUUUGCGUAA
Molecule: messenger RNA, 1923 nt
Organism: Seminavis robusta
Lineage: Eukaryota; Bacillariophyta; Bacillariophyceae; Naviculales; Naviculaceae
Source: the annotation of a GenBank genome assembly